Messenger RNA from Manduca sexta (tobacco hornworm), 2187 nucleotides. RefSeq names its product cytochrome P450 6B2. NCBI's taxonomy places the organism in Eukaryota, Metazoa, Arthropoda, Insecta, Lepidoptera, Sphingidae. The record is from RefSeq and is a predicted model, not a curated record. Gene Ontology annotation, molecular function: oxidoreductase activity, acting on paired donors, with incorporation or reduction of molecular oxygen; monooxygenase activity; heme binding. The transcript has 2 exons. The coding region runs from base 45 to 1568 and encodes 507 amino acids.
UUACGGUCUCUGUCUAGCGCGAGAAGUAGUAACUGUUAUUAAUCAUGUUGCUAUUAUACUUAGCUCUCGGGAUAGUGACGGCAGCAGUAGCAUUAUAUGCUUACUUCACAAGAACCUUUAACUACUGGAAAUCAAGAAAUGUCGCCGGUCCAGAGCCAGUCGCGUUGUUCGGAAAUUUAAAAGAGUCGACACUCAGAAGUAAGAACAUUGGUAUUGUUUUCCAAGAAUUAUAUAACCAGUUCCCUAAUGAAAAAGUUGUUGGAAUUUACCGAAUGACUACACCGUGCCUAUUACUCCGCGAUCUAGAUGUUAUUAAACAUAUAAUGAUCAAAGAUUUUGACGUGUUUUCUGACCGCGGCGUGGAGUUUAGCAAAGAAGGCUUGGGAGUUAAUUUGUUCCACGCAGAUGGUGAUACUUGGAGAACCCUGAGAAAUCGUUUCACGCCAAUAUUUACAUCAGGUAAACUGAAGAAUAUGCUUUACCUAAUCACUGAACGUGCGGACAAGUUCUCCAACUACGUGGAGAAGUUAUGUUAUGAUCAACCGGAACAAGAAGUUCACAGUCUUAUUCAAAAGUAUACUAUGGGUACAAUUGCCGCUUGCGCCUUCGGUGUUGACAUCGACACUCUUUAUGACAAGCUCGACACUCUCCUUUUGAUUGAUAAAUUAAUCCUGCAAGGUACCUACGCAACCGAAUUGGAUAUGAUGUUCCCAGGUAUUUUAAAAAAAUUGAACCAGUCACUCUUCCCCCAGACUGUAAAGGAUUUCUUCUAUGACCUUGUGAAAAGUGUUAUGACACAAAGAGGGGGAGUACCCUCCAACCGAAAAGAUUUCAUGGACUUAUUAUUGGAAUUGAGACAACAAGGACACAUCGAGACCACAAAACGUAAUGACGAAAGAGAAAGACUAUCCUUAGCAAUUUCUGAAGAUGUAAUAGCAGCUCAAGCGUUUGUUUUCUACGUGGCAGGCUAUGAAACCACCGCCACAACUGUCUCAUUUUUGUUGUAUGAGCUAGCUAUGAAUCCUGACAUACAGAAUAAACUUUUAGCAGAAAUAGAUGACACUUUGGCAGCAAACAAUGGAGUUGUAGAUUACGAUACAAUCAAGAGUAUGUCGUACUUGGAUAGAGUUUUUGAUGAAACCCUUAGAAAGUACCCAAUUGUUGAGCCACUUCAAAGGAACGCUAAAGCGGACUAUAAGAUUCCCGGUACUGAUGUGGUAGUUAAAAAAGGGAUGACCGUUUUAAUAUCGCCCAUGGGAAUCCAAAACGACGAAAAAUACUUUCCUAAACCUCACAUAUUUGAUCCAGAGAGAUUUACUCCUGAAAAUGCGGGUAAAAGACAUCCCUGUGCUUAUAUACCAUUUGGUACUGGACCGAGAAACUGUAUAGGUAUGCGAUUCGCCAGACUGCAGGGUGCUACGGGGCUUGUGAAGCUGCUGUCCAAGGUCCGAGUGGAACCGUCCAAGAACACACCGCCAAUCAUGGAAAUCGAACCGAAGAGAGUUAUCGUCGGACCCAAAAACGGAAUACAAUUAAAACUUAUACCACGAAAACCAGUUAAGUCUUGAAUAUUCUUUGGCUCUUCGACGAUAAACUACGCGUGUUAGUGCUGUGAUAGAAUAACCGGAAAAUUUUAUUGUUUGAAUUUUCUUUACUACUGAUUUUAAAAAAAAUCUACUUUUAAAAUAUGCUAAUAUUGGCCCGCUACAUUUGUGUGUCAAAAUUGAUUUUUGAGGAACCUGUAUUUAACAUUGUGAGAAAACUGCUACAUGUUGAUACUAUUCACAAUCUUGACUAUUAUAAUGUAACAAACGAGCAUUUGGAUUAAUAUUAAUGUAUUUCCCACAUGCCUGUCGCACGACGAAUCCUCAACGCUCAACUUGUCUCAAAAUUAGGCAUGCUGGCUUAAUGUUUGUUUAAACAUUUGAAGUAGUACCUAUAUUUUUUUAAGUAUAAAUUAUUGCAAUUGCUAUGAAGCUACCGUAUUUAUUAGAUGAUCGUAAAUUUACAUAUAUGAAGAGUAACCGGUUUUACUAGUAGCUUAAGUAGUAUACAUAAUAUUGUAUAUUAUUAUGUGUGUAGCUGUAAACGAUUUUUGAUAUUGUAACAAUAAUUUAUUACGAUAAUCUUAGAACCAUUUCGAGAUUUAUAAUUUUAUUUGUAAAUAAACUCACAUACUAUAAAAAA